GUUGAAGCCAGUUUGCUGUGACAGCGUUUGGGCUAUUUACAUGUUUCAUUUUCACUUUAAUCUAAACGCAGUGGAGAUUGUUAUAUCUUGGACUCGUUGGAGGAGAAACAUUUACACUGUAACGUAUUACUCGUUCGAAUCUGCUCUGUGUUAAUAACGGGAAGUUUCUUGUAGCCAGGAGUUCAGGCUUGAAGCUAACGGCUAACAGCUAGCUUAGACGUUCACCGGUACAGGCGGACCUCUUUGUCUGACAGGGAAAGGCGUGCUCUUUUGUUAGCUUUUCCCUUUUGGUCCGCUCAGGAAAGAGUAACUGUCGGGCCAGGAUUUCACAGUCACCCUUAUUCUGGGAUUUUUUUUUUUUUUUUUUUUUUUUUUAGAAAAUGCAGCUCGCGAAAAAAGACUUUACAGAAAGCCUGAUUCAGUUGACUAUCUUGCUCAGUUUGGUGGGAGUUCGAGUAGACAUAGAUAGCUACCUAACCGGCGUCUAUCCACCCCUAGCUGAGAUUAACUUGGGUCCUAGCUCAGCUUACACUCAAACACCUUUCCACAUUUUAAGAGACACGCUCGACGGAUACGGGGUGCAUCCGAAAUGCCCCGAGCUGGACUCCUUCUUCGCCAGUCGUCGCCUGCUGGAUGAGGUGAGGACACUUGGGUCACCUCGGUUUCCCACGCAGCUGAGCGCGUGGCUGGUGCACCAAGUGUCGUCAACGGGGCCUUCUACCAGCAACAGCCCUGACACCAACCCUGGGUUGGAAAACACCGAGAAUGAAGCCGGAGGGACCAAUGAUCCCCUGUCUGUCAGGGGCCAAACUAACACUGAGCUGGUGCAGGGGCCCUGUGUUGCAGGAGCCUUUCCAAGUGAGGAUGAAGUUAAAGUUAAAGAAGAGGAGGAGGCGGUUCCUCUCACCCAGCUGGCUCACAGCUCAACACUAGAACAGGAGAAUCUGCUUGAAGGCAUCCCCUCACUGUCUGAGCCGGCGCUUCAUGAUGUUCCUCCUGCAACUGAUAUCGACUGGAAUAAUUUGCUCUCUGUUACUGAUCUAAAUGAUUUCGACACUCUUAUUGCUGAACGUCUGUCAGAGCUCGACUCAGACAUCAACAGUGCUAUCAGCCAGGAUGUCAGUUUGCAUGACGCCAUGGUAACCAACUCUGGGUCUUUCGGUCCGGCACCUGCUGCAGCGGAGUCCAGGACAGCCAAUCAGCAGCAAAGAUCCCUGCUACAGCUGGAGUCCACAAACUCCUCGCUCUCAGACUCUUUGCCAGGGAUGGCUGUUGGCCUCGCCGCUCUCCCCUUUGCCUCAGUGUGUAAUUUAACUGGAAAUAUGACAUCACAGAGCGCACUGGGUGACUGUCUUGAUGAGGCAGUGUUUGACCAAAUCAAUCAGCUGGGUUUGGAGAGCUUGGGCACCAUUGACAAUCACCUGAACUUCCUUGAGUGUUUGGACUCUCAAGCCUUUGAGGACUUGGACUCCGAUUCAGGACUCUCGCUGGAGAGCAGCUAUGGAUGUCCAGCAUCUCCAGGUUCAUCUGAGAUGUCAUCAUCCAGCUCCUAUUAUGAAGAAGAAGGCGGAGCCACAGGCUACAGCAGCGAGUUAGACUCCAAACCUCCUAAAGGCAUAAUGGACCACAGCACAUUGUGGCCAUCUGUGGAUCCUGGUGAAAGUGUGUGGCACAAUCACAGUUACUCGUCUUCUCCUCUCCUCACCAAGCCAUCUCUAAGGCUGCCCUGUAAGACUGAGGAGCCGGAGGAGGACAGCGGACUUCAGCUGGAUGAACGGGAGCUGAGCCGUGACGAGCUGCGCGCCCGUGCCAUGUGCAUCCCCUUUUCUGUUCUUCAGAUCGUCAACAUGCCCGUGGAAGAGUUUAUGGAGGUUCUGGACAGCCACAGCUUCACCCCGGAACAAGUGACCCUCCUGAGGGACAUUCGCAGGCGUGGCAAGAACAAAUUGGCAGCGCAAAACUGCCGCAAGCGCAAGCUGGAUGCCAUCACAGGCCUCCAAGAGGAGGUGGACAGGCUGCAAGCCCAGAGGGAUAGACUGCUGAGGGAGAAGCGGCUUACAGCCAAGACAAUGGGCGCUGUGGCCCACCAGUUUAAACAGCUGAGCCGGGACAUACUGUCUCGGCUGAGGGAUGCUUCGGGACGGCCCCUGAACCCUGAGAGGUUCACCCUGCAGUGCGGGGCUAACGGGAGGGUUGUAGUUCAGCCCAUCAGACAACCUGCCGUCACCACAUCAUCUGGCAAGAAGACAGACAAGAGAAAGAAGGAAAAGAAGCAGUGAUGCUCACAAAGACUUGAAUUUUAAGCUUUCUUUGGGAUAUUGCUGAACUUUACUCACCCCAGGUUUGGGGUUUUACUUUUCUAAACAUUGCAUUGGGAGCCGAGUUUUCCAAAAGCUGCAAAAAACAAAAGACUCGGAGGAUAAGUUAAUUAAAAAGAUAUCUGUACAUAUGGAAAAAAGUAGCUUACACACUGGACUUUUUGCUUAUUGAUGAUGGGCAAAGCAUACAGGGUUUAAGGGAACAGCUUAGCUGCUGGAAAAAGUAUCAAUCUCUCUUUGUGCCUGUUAAGAUAUGAAGUAGAACAUUUAUUGCUAAAUAAGAUUUUAGAGCAGUUACUGGUAUUUUGCCCUGUAUUAUGUCUAUUAGAGGUAGGAGGGUGAAGAUUGUAUUUAUAAAUCGCUUAAGGCUCUUGAACUUCAGGUUCUGAUAUGCACCAUGAUACUUUUUUUAUAACUUAAAAUUUAACUGAUAAGAAAGUGAAAGCUUCACCAAAUGUUUACAGUCAAUAGAUCAGACGGCAGGUAAGGUUAACCUUUGAUCUGAAAUUGAAAAAUAAAUAAAACUUUAUUUACCUUUUUUGCAUCUUCAUGCAGAAAAUGACAGAUCCAAAGCAGACCAAUGAUCAAAGAGGCCUUAUUUACAUUUAGGGAAGGAUGAUUUAGGUUCUUUUGGGAGAAAAUGAUCCUCAGAGUCUUAAAGGUUACUGGAAGAAAUUGAGAAUCUUCAUCUAUUGGACAUGACCACAGUUAGAAUUACCCUCUUACUUGGAUUAGUUGUUAGUUUUAGAAUAAAUAUAUUCUACCUCAUGCUUCAGUUCAAUUUAAUGGUCUGGAGUUUCCUACAUAAUUCAUAUCAAUGUUGCUUUUAGAUCAAAGGAAAUCAAAAAAUUGAAUCAACUUUUGUUUGGAUGUUAGGAAAUAUUCUUAAUAUACAGAAAUAGUAAAUAUAAGGGCAUGCAUCUAUCAAAGUAUAGCGGUAUACCUUUCGGUUUUUUACUAACUUGGACCUGCUUAUACAGAAUGUUGCUGAUUUUAAGUUCUUUAAGACCUGUAAGACUGGGCAAUGCGAGAACACUAUUCACUGCAACCCCUACCCCUGAAUAAUUGGCAAUCUAUUAUAUCGCAAGCAGACACAACAUUACAGUUUGUCCUCAGCUUGGCUUUAAGAAGAAAAAACGUUUCGAGUUCAAUGACAAAUGUGUUAAAGUAUGGGACACAUCAAUGUUGCUGUUCUGUUUAACCUUCGUGUUCAUUCUGGAAGUCCCUGGCUGCUUCCAAAAUGGUCUAAAUAUCUCCUCUAGAUCCAGAUCCUUCACCUUUAUCCACAGUAGAAACUUUAUUGUGGUAAGAAAAGGUAGUCUGGACUGCUGUGCCACUUCCAGACAGCCUUUAACUCGUACGUCAUUAUAGAUGCUUGUCAAAUUGGGACUACAGCCUUCUAAUACAGAAAAACACAAACUACAGAAAUGUAGCGAAUGGUUAAAGCUUCCCAUUAAACAAAAUUAAACAUUAAGGUGUCUACAUCUGCCUGUGCCACACAAUAAGUUUGUGUAAACAGUACUGGUGCGUAUUUUCUCGAGACAACUAUAGCCCCUUUUACACUACCCUUUUGUAACCGCGAUGACUGUUGAGUGUAAAUGGCACGCAAAACUUAACCGAACCGCGCCAGUCACAACCAAACCGCACCAACAUGGUACUAGUUCAUCAGUCGGGCUCAAAGCGGUUCAGUUCUGGCUCAGUUCUCAGAUAACAAAGACAAAGAUAACAAACUAUACAAAUCGCAGAGCAGACUGCGUCAUCUCCUUACAGCCAGUCUCCGUAAUCAUGAAAUUUCAGACCCAUAAAAAUACAAGUUUCCCUACCAUGCCACAAGAUUUCCAGUGAUGAUUCUGCUUAGCAGUGUGAUGAAUGUCAUCUCCUGUCAUUGUUUCCUGCGUCUGUAAGCCCUGAUAAGACUAUCGUUUGUCGUAUCCAAUUCCCAAAAGCCGACUCUGUCAAGUGAAUACACCAAAGGCUGCCUUCUUUGCCGGACUCUCCGCAAACGUCCUGAAUGUUACAGGCGCUGCCAUGUUGUUUUGCUUGUUUAGCUCUAGAGAGCAGUAGUACUGUAGAUCGUCACUAGGAGGUGAGGAACUGUGCUAGCAUAGUGUGUAAAUGGUCGUAUGGAACCAAGCUCGGCACAGUUAACUGAUUCAAUCUUGGCACAGAUUGGUUUUCAGAGGCUAGGGUAAAUGGGGCUUAUAUGAAUUUCUGUAAGGUGGUCUGAGCUUGUAAGUUCUGUCACACAAACGAUUGUAUGAUUCCUUAAGGCUGAUUUAUACUUCGAAAGUAGGUCAUCUACGUA
Molecule: messenger RNA, 4623 nt
Organism: Cyprinodon variegatus (sheepshead minnow)
Lineage: Eukaryota; Metazoa; Chordata; Actinopteri; Cyprinodontiformes; Cyprinodontidae
Gene: nfe2l3
Product: nuclear factor, erythroid 2 like 3
Exons: 5
Coding region: 381-2279 (632 amino acids)
Biological process (GO): regulation of transcription by RNA polymerase II
Cellular component (GO): nucleus
Molecular function (GO): RNA polymerase II cis-regulatory region sequence-specific DNA binding; DNA-binding transcription factor activity, RNA polymerase II-specific
Source: RefSeq, a predicted model, not a curated record